Messenger RNA from Papaver somniferum (opium poppy), 1633 nucleotides. RefSeq names its product serine/arginine-rich splicing factor RSZ21A-like. Gene Ontology annotation, molecular function: zinc ion binding; RNA binding. NCBI's taxonomy places the organism in Eukaryota, Viridiplantae, Streptophyta, Magnoliopsida, Ranunculales, Papaveraceae. Gene Ontology annotation, cellular component: nuclear speck. The transcript is spliced from 6 exons. The coding region runs from base 155 to 742 and encodes 195 amino acids. The record is from RefSeq and is a predicted model, not a curated record. Gene Ontology annotation, biological process: mRNA splicing, via spliceosome.
CACAAAAAAAUUCUUCUUCUGGUUGAUAGGGUUUUAAAAGAGCCUUCUAAGAAAAUUCUUCCUCAAAUCUUUCCGCUCCUCUCACAUAAACUCUCUAGUCAGGGGUUCGUUAGAUCCUGCUGUUUUAACUUCGUGGUUGAUAUAAUCCUUAAGGAUGUCUCGAGUUUAUGUUGGAAAUUUGGACCCUCGCGUUUCGGAGAGAGAACUUGAAGAUGAAUUUAGGGUUUACGGUGUUCUCCGGAGUGUCUGGGUUGCACGAAAACCACCUGGUUAUGCUUUUGUGGAGUUUGAUGAUCAUAGAGAUGCAAUGGAUGCUAUCCGUGGUUUGGAUGGGAAGAACAGUUGGCGUGUAGAGCUAUCUCACAAUUCAAAAGGGGGGAGUGGAGGUCGUGCUGGUGGUGAAAGAGGUGGUGGUGGACGUGGGGGGCGCGGUGGAGGCGAGGAUUUGAAAUGUUAUGAGUGUGGUGAGCCUGGUCACUUCGCUAGGGAAUGUCGCUUGCGUAUUGGAUCACGAGGUUUGGGGAGUGGACGACGCAGAAGUCCUAGUCCUCGUCGUCGCAGAAGCCCCAGCUAUGGGAGAAGGAGUUAUAGCCCCCAUGGAAGGAGAUCUCCACCUCCACGACGUCGUAGCAUCACACCUCGACGAGGCCGUAGCUUUAGCAGGUCUCCACCUCCAUAUCGCCAUGCACGUCGUGACUCACCUUAUUCAAAUGGAGAUCAACGGGAGCGGAGCAGGAGCUGAAGCCGGUUGCCUUAUAUAACUAGUGAUAAUUCAUAAUAAUAUUAUUGUUUGAAUCUGGUUAUUGGUACAAUGGAAGUGAUUGUGCAUCGUUAAGUGGCCUCUACAAAUUGUUUAGCAGCUUAGCAUGAAUGUACACUCCUCAGCUAAGUGGAUCUUGACGAGAGGUCAUCUUUUUUACUUUCUAUAUGCGUUAUUGUUAGUUUUAUACUUCUAGUAUACUCAAGGAGCCUGUGACAUUUUAGGUGUUUGAUGGUAAAUAAUUUCUGAAUCUUCUUACGAAAAUGUGUAUGUUUGUGUUUUGUCUUGAGGUGCGGUUCUGCUAAUUAAACGGCACCACCGUUGGAAUUUACUGCAUUGGGUUUUGCUUCUCUGCUACACUUCUACAUCACUACUGUUAAUGUUUUGCAUUGAGGUUCUACUCCAAAAGGGUUGUCCUCCACUUCAACAUCACUACUUCUGCAUCACUACUGUUUGUAUUGUGAGUUGAGGUGCUACUCCAAAAGGAUUGUCCUUCACCCUGCUUGACUACAUCUACUGCUUCACUACUGCAUCUACAACUGUUUGUGUUUUAGAUUUGGGGUGCGGAUCUGCUUGAUAAAGAGAAGUUUGGUUUCCGUAUAACAUGACCUUUGUAUAUAGGGAUGACUAUGGUUACAAAGGAUUAUUAGUUGUUAAACCCUAAGGUAAGUAGUUUCUUGAAGAGUUGACUGAGUUCUGUGAUCUUUUGGUAGGAUGAUUUUGACAAGAUGAGCAAAUUGUCCUCAAUAUAGUCUUGGAAAGGUUUUUGAUUGAUAAGUUAAUUUGCCUGCAUCUGUCGAUAAGGUGAUUGGCCACUUUGAAGUAUUUUCAAAUAUCUUAUUUCUUCUUUUGAAGAAUUUUCAAGUGGCAGAG